GCACCUUUCACGAGCUGAGGGUGUUUAGUCAGGGCAUGCGCCUUGCGCCGCCGUGCUUCCGGCUGCAGCGGACCUUGCCGGUGGCAGUGGCCGUGCUGCUUCCUGGUGCCUGGUGGGUGCCAAGAAGCUGUGCCGGACGAGGCCUGGUACCCAGCGCAAGGACCUUUGCCAUGUCAGGCGCACGCCUUCCAGAGGCUUUGGUUUGGGUGGAUUGCGAGAUGACUGGCCUUGGGGCAGAGGGAGGUCCUGGACCCGAUACCUUGCUGGAGGUGGCUGUUCUGAUCACGGACGACCAUUUGCAGUUGGUGGCGGAAGGGCCUGAUGUCGUAGUGCAUCAUUCUGAUGAGGUGCUGGACGGCAUGAAUGACUGGUGCAAGCGGCAGUUCGGUUGGGACGACCAGCAGAAGAUUGCGCGACCCGGAUUGCUGGCCGACCAGGUCAGAAGAUCUAAGGUCACGCUGGAAGAGCUCGAUCAGAUGUUGUACGAAUUUGUCACCAGGUAUGUGGAAGAGAAAGGUGGCAUCCUCGCUGGAAACACGGUGCACAUGGACAAGCGCUUUUUGGACAAAUUCUGUCCGAAGUUUGUGAACUGCUUGCAUUAUCGCAUCGUGGACGUGAGCACGGUGAAGGAGCUCUGCCGACGCUGGUACCCGGAGCAGUUCAGUCGUGCGCCCAAGAAGAAGGACCUGCACCGGGCUAUGGACGACAUCCGCGAGAGCCUGAAGGAGUUGGCCUUCUACAAGGAGGCCAUCUUUCCGAAGUGA
Molecule: messenger RNA, 764 nt
Organism: Cladocopium goreaui
Lineage: Eukaryota; Dinophyceae; Suessiales; Symbiodiniaceae
Source: the annotation of a GenBank genome assembly